AUGUUCGUCUACUGCGGCGUCAGCGAUCACUGCAGCCAAGGCAUGGUUGCCGUCGUCAACCCCAAGAGCGACAAGGACGUUACCGAUUACGCUGCUGCUGCUGGUAAUGCCAACGGCGGCAGCGCCCCCAGCGGUGGCCCAACUGGCGGUGUCUUUGCCGAUGCCAACUCUCCUGUCGGCGGCGGCUCCAUGAUGUCGUCCAUGAUGAUGUCCUCGCAGGCCAUGAUGUCCAGCACUGCCGCUAUGAGCCAGCCCAUGUCCUCGGCUGCUGGUGGUAUGAGCAGCUCCAAGGCCAUGUCCAUGUCCAUGGCUCAGUCUACUAACGGACAGACAAUGCCUAGCUCGUCUCCCACGACUGUUCCCAGCAGUGCUGCUGGUUCGCUGCAGACUGGUGUUGGUAGUGCCUUUGCCGCCGUUGCCGCUAUUGCUGCUUUUGUUCUUUAA
This is a messenger RNA of [Torrubiella] hemipterigena, 444 nucleotides long. The record is from the annotation of a GenBank genome assembly. NCBI's taxonomy places the organism in Eukaryota, Fungi, Ascomycota, Sordariomycetes, Hypocreales, Clavicipitaceae.